AGAAUGGAGUCUCUGCACUGAUGAUGGCUGUAAGGUGGGGUAGGACUGAAGUUGUUUCACUGCUAAUAGAAGCUGGAGCAAACAUUGACCUACAGAAUAAGGAUGGAGACUCAGCUGUGAUAGUGGCUACCACACUCUACAAUCUGUCAGUCCUGAAGGAGCUGGUCAGAGCUGGAGCUGACCUCAACCUGCAGAACCAGGAGGGGUUGACCGCCCUGAUUAUCUCCUCGAGAUCUGGUAGAACUGAUAUCACAGAGAUACUACUGUCAGGAGACAACAUCGCUCUUGAUAUUCAAACUAGCCUACUAAAACUGGUGAAGGUGCCAGGCAAGCAGCAAAGCGACAGGAUUCGAUCGUCUGGAGCCAGAGUCCUGAGACCUGAUAUCGACAAUCGCUCUAGCUCCUUCUCUGAGUGUGAGAAUGAGGAGGAAGCAAUAAUGCUGAAGACUAGAGAGGAUGAAGUGGACAAGAAUGUGCUGCAAACGAUCACGCAGAAAGAGGUGAGUCGCGAGUUGCAAUGCUGCGGAGUGAGAAAGAAAGAAGAAAAACUGUUUGUAGAGCUGGAAGGGAAAAAAGGAACAGAUGCGACAAACAGGGUCAUGGUGGUGAAAGUGUUUCCUACAAUGAGUCGCCUGAAGAAACUGGAGUGGUUCACCUACCUCUCCCCACAGUCUCUCACUCCUCUGACUCCUUCAUCACCAAAAAAAGACUGCAACCUGAGACUGGAACUCCAGUUUUUACUUGCCACGACAGACACCAAGAAAGAGGCUCUCACCGUAUCUAUCCUCAUCUAUCAAGCAAUUGAAGCCUCGCGUGUUGUGUGUGGUCAGGACCAUGAUGAUCCGACCCCGAAAUUCCCUGGAAAUGAAAUGAACUGAGGAACAGAUUGGGUGAGCACCCUGCUUUGUCUUGAUACCAUCUAUGACUUGUGUUGUGCGUUCUUUUAUCCAGCUUUUCUAAAGAGGAAAGAUGAUCGCUUAAAACACGAGCAAAAACUUCUUACAUCUCACAUUCAUGCACUGUGCUCAUCUAAUAUUAUAAUAUCUCAAUCAGUACUCAUUAAUAUUAUCUAACACUAUAAAUCGCUGCUCGUUCAUUUAUUUCACACACUUUAUUUAUCACUUGCUCAUUUGCCCAUUAUCUAUCCUCACCCACUGCUAUUAUUUAUUCAUGUCACAUUUAGUUUUUCACAAAAUG
Molecule: messenger RNA, 1197 nt
Organism: Geodia barretti
Lineage: Eukaryota; Metazoa; Porifera; Demospongiae; Tetractinellida; Geodiidae
Source: the annotation of a GenBank genome assembly